CACAAUCUCUCUCUCUCUCUCUCUCUCUCUCAGAGGCAAGUUGAAGAGCCUGCAAAUUCACAAUUUUCCGGUGAACAUCUCCAAUGGAAGUUGAAUCCUGUGUCCCACCAGGUUUUAGGUUCCACCCAACAGAAGAGGAGCUUGUGGGUUACUACCUUAAGAGAAAGGUGAACUCCCAAAAGAUUGAUAUAGAUGUCAUCACUGAAAUUGAUCUCUACAGAAUAGAACCAUGGGACAUCCAAGAGAGAUGCAACCUAGGUUAUGACGAAAAGAAUGAGUGGUACUUCUUCAGUCACAAAGACAAGAAAUACCCAACUGGAACAAAAACCAAUAGAGCAACAGCAGCCGGAUUCUGGAAGGCAACAGGGAGAGACAAGACAGUGCUCUCUAAGAGCAGAAUUAUUGGGAUGAGGAAGACCUUAGUAUACUACAAUGGCCGUGCACCCAAUGGGAAGAAAACUGAUUGGAUUAUGCAUGAAUAUCGGCUCCAAACAUCUGAGCAUAUAUCACUUCAGGAAGAAGGAUGGGUCGUGUGUCGUGCAUUCAAGAAGCAAAUUCCAAGUCAUUCACCUAGUAUUCAGAUGAUGAAUCACGCUUAUGAUGCUAGAGAUCAUGACCUGCAAGUAACUAGCCAUUAUCAAGGAACCACCAAUUUUCCUCAUCAACCUGUUUGCUAUGAGCAGGAGCUUUUGCCCAUGAAUGCUCAAUUAGAUAAUCAACUAAUUGAUCUUCCACAACUAGAAAACCCAACAUUGUCAACCAGUUUAGUCACUAGAGAAGGUUUUGAGCCUAGUGGUACAUCGAAUUCGAAGGAGGAUUACAAUGAUGAAAGGAACAACAAUGGUGGAGACUUCGUGGAUUGGAGAACUUUGCAUCAGCUUCUGGCAUCACAACCUAUUAAUUAUCCAUUAAUAAAACAAGAUUAUGACCUGGAUGCCCAAAAUCAAGGACAUGAUCUCUUUGGUUGCUUUCAUAACUAG
Messenger RNA from Macadamia integrifolia, 980 nucleotides. Its product is annotated as NAC domain-containing protein 30-like. NCBI's taxonomy places the organism in Eukaryota, Viridiplantae, Streptophyta, Magnoliopsida, Proteales, Proteaceae. Gene Ontology annotation, biological process: regulation of DNA-templated transcription. The transcript is spliced from 4 exons. The record is from RefSeq and is a predicted model, not a curated record. The coding region runs from base 84 to 980 and encodes 298 amino acids. Gene Ontology annotation, molecular function: DNA binding.